Messenger RNA from Dimorphilus gyrociliatus, 625 nucleotides. The record is from the annotation of a GenBank genome assembly. Lineage: Eukaryota; Metazoa; Annelida; Polychaeta; Dinophilidae.
UAUGAUUGGCAGCUGCUUCCCUUGUCCUGAGGGUUGUGAUUUGUGUAAAAAGAGGUCUAAUUCUGAUAUUUGCUUAAAAUGUAGUAAAGGUUAUGGGGAAAAACUGAGUUCAACAUUAGCUGGCACACCUUCAACAGUCUCUAUAACUCAAGCUCCAAUGUACAAUCUGUGUGCACUUUGUGUUUCAAUUCAAAAUUGCCAAGCAAAGAUUGUGUUAAGAAGAUGUGACAAAAAGGAAUUUGAAGCUAAACAAAUAGUUUCUGACAAUGAAAUGAUUGAUUCUCUUAUCACAAGUGAUGAAAUAGCUGAUGAAAGCCAUCCUCAAGAAGAUUUGGAAGACCACAAGAUUGGCACAUAUUUUUAUACUGAUAUACCUAUUGAGAAAGAUAUUACAGUUGUUUCACAAAGAGAAGGAAGUAUCAUUGAAGAAAUUGCUGCAAAUGUACAAUCAAAUGAGGACACAAACAUGAAUAUUGAUGAAAGUUCAUUUGAAGAUGUAGAAGAGAGUAUUUUGCUGACUGAUGGAUCUUUUGAAAUAUUUGAAAAUGGAAGUCAAAAAGGAAAACAUCUGCUUCUUCAUAAUGGAUUUUCAUAUACAGUUAAACAAACAAGAAAAUGUAAUUGA